UGUUUGUUUCAUCAGAAUUCAGCUUCUGGAAUUUAUUUUAUUCUGCAACAAAGUAAGUAUUUGUAAUGGUUCCUUUUGGAGCUUUUCUGAUGGAUAAUGUAAAUUAGCUUGUGUCUACCUCAAAAGAGAAGGAAGAGUUCUUUAAGUCAAACCUUUCACGGGAACUUCUGUUUUCCAGUUGGCGUCAUAUCUCUCUGUUUCUUUUACUUGUUAACAGCCAAGUCUGGACUUAAGAUAGUAUGAACUUAUUGUUAACAUGCCUGGAGUUGUCUUCUUCUUGUGGAAGUCGAAUAAUGGGUUUACUUUGAGUAGUUGGUCUACUUUUGAACUUUGUUCCUAUUGACUGUCAUGUCGAGGAACCUCAUAUGAUGGGCACUGAUUUCCCUUAGAUCUAAACUUUGCUAUGAUCCUCAACUUAUUUUGCGAUUCAUUCUUGUAACUGUGACUGGAUAAAGGAGUGAGAAUGUCCACCUUUUGACCUACCAAAUGUGUACAUUGCUAACUUCAAAGAUAUCUCCAGUCAUCUAGAGGACUCCUGGAGCUGGGUAGCUCCAGUGAUAUAGAUGAUGGAUUAGAAAAAGGAACUCGUCAUUUAGAUUUUAAUCCCACAAAGUAAUCUCCUGGUGGGAAGAAUAGCUUUAGUAAGUUCUAGACCAUCUUUACUGAGAUUAGCAUGCAAUAAUAUCAUUUCUAUUGCAAACCAAUACUGUUAUUGGAAAAUCACCAUCUUUUUAAGAAGCUAUCAUGAAAAUAGCCUUUUCAUGUUAUUUGAGGAAAAGAAGAGGCAAUAAACUAAGCUUGUAAUAGCAUGUCCUAUGAUGAGAUUAAUGUUGCUUAAGCCUCACCCUGCUUGAAUGGCAGACCGGGUGAGUGGAAAUCCGAAGGUGAAGGCACAUCAUUAAAUUAUGAUUUUCUUUUUUAGAUUUGUGUGUUUUACCUUUGUUCAUGACACACAGAAUUUUGUUUCCUGUUUCAUUGACAGCAUCUUUCUUAAAUUAAUCAUCUACAAACUCUUGGCUUGACCAGGUAUAAGCCAGAUGUUAUCAAAGGAGACAUGGACUCAAUUCGGACAGAAGUACUCGAUUUUUAUGUAAGCUUGGGAACCAAGGUUAUAGAUGCAUCUCAUGAUCAGGACACAACAGAUCUACACAAAUGCAUUGCGUUUAUACGUGACUUUACCCCAAACUUAGAAAAACCUAAUUUAAUACUUACUAUGCUUUUGUUCAUUCCAGCUGAGACAGAAAUGAAGUUUGGUGGUUUGAUAAGCACAUCAAAUUUGGUUAAAGCAGAGAAAAUAACAGUUGAAUCCGACACUGAUCUUCUGUGGACCAUAUCCAUCAAGAAAUCCUUGUGAAUUUUUCUUCCGACGCACUGACAUCGAAAUGGCACAUUGGAUGGUGGAGCAGUAUAGAUACUUCUCUGAAUUCCUUACUCUAUUAGAAAUUUAUUGAGUAAAGCAGUUUCUUUGCCUUCUACUUCUACUUCUACUUCCAUUCAAUUAUGAAAAAUUGUCUUGAGUUUCAUUUCAUAGCAAGUUCAGUAGGUGCUUCGACAUCUCAUCGGAACUGGUUUUUCUGAGGUAUUUUGGCUGUUCAUUGUAUGUUGCUUCAGGCUUCAGCUAAAUUAAUUUUCUACCGUUUGAAGUA
This is a messenger RNA of Carica papaya (papaya), 1646 nucleotides long. NCBI's taxonomy places the organism in Eukaryota, Viridiplantae, Streptophyta, Magnoliopsida, Brassicales, Caricaceae. The record is from RefSeq and is a predicted model, not a curated record.